Molecule: messenger RNA, 1886 nt
Organism: Cucurbita pepo subsp. pepo (vegetable marrow)
Lineage: Eukaryota; Viridiplantae; Streptophyta; Magnoliopsida; Cucurbitales; Cucurbitaceae
Source: RefSeq, a predicted model, not a curated record
UAUCAACGAGGAUCGAAUGAUUGCUUUACGCAAACACGUCGUCUUUGUUAAACCUAACAAUGCUACGGAACUGAUGCAAUCCCCGUUUCUUGCCCUGAAAAGAUGACUUACAGAAAUUGCUUCUUGCAUUUUGUUGUCUACAUCUUGAAAAUUAGCAGCUUCGUUAUUAUUAUUUGCAACAUCCUUGCGCAGGCUACGAAACGCCUUCUCAGAACUAGCAAAUACAUACUAUAAAGAUGAAGGAAGGAGGAUCAAAACAGGUAUUGAAAAGAGGACUUACAAUUACACUGAGUUGAAUAUUCGGUAUUGCUUUAAAUAUUCAGUCACCUCUGUCAACAUUAAUGUGAGACAUGUUGGAAGAGGGUCUUGAAGAUAUGUAAUGGAAUCUAACAAUUCUCAGCAAAUAGACGUUCUGCCUUUCUCCAGAAAUUCCAUGAUUGCGUACAAUGUUCUUUGAGUCGUUCGAUUGAACUUGAUUUGUCGUUACGCCAUCCUGUGGUAGGCUGCCGUUUAUGCAGAGUUCCUAAGUGACUGGAUUGAAGCUUUACGGUUUUAUGAGGAUGCCUACAACAAGUUGUGGGAGUGAUCAACAUGAAAACAGAGUGGAGCAAGCUCCUUCUCUUGCACUUUCAUCUAAUAAAUGGCUACGGAUGACUGGUCCUGGUCCUGCAAAUUGCAAAUCAAGUGGCAUCGAGCUAAGCCCAUUAUGCUUUAUGUAUCCCUGGGUUAUUCUUCACUUAGCGAUGAACCAAAUGCUCAAAAAAUCAACGUCCAAAGGAGCUUGCAGAUUGACGGAAAGCCUGCUGUCACAAUCGGUCAUCACUUUUUGCUGCCUUUCCGGCGGGACCCGUUGUUGCUUUCAAGGACUAAAGCAAUCCCUCAUUCCGACCAGUCAUUUUCUCUGCCUCUAAAUGAAACUUGCAUACUUGUGGUCAGUGCACGGAAUUGCACGGAGGUCCCGUUGCAACUAUUAUCAUCCAUGUCAAUUGAAACAGAUAAUGACGGGAUAGAAGAAAAGUCAUGUUCCAUCAAAAGUGCUAGCGAUAACCUUGUAGACCCAGCUCUUCUCAUGCCUGGGGAAGAAUUUAAGAAGGUUUUCACUGUCACUUCCGAGAUAAAUCCACCAAAGCUUAGGGUAGGAAAUGUGUUAGGUGGAAAAGAUAUCUUAAAAAAGGGAUCAUGAGGAGUCCAUUUCAUCAUCAUCACCAUCAUCACCAUCCUACUUCAGUCUUCACUUAUGGUGGGCUCAACGAUCAAGCUGACUAGUUCAUUGACAGCCAUCCCUGUAAAACCAAACAUCUUAACAAAGAGAUGAGGCUAGGAUUGUGUCAGGCAUGUUGUGUGUUCAUAAGUAUAAGAAUACUUCCCCUUUAUGAUGAUGAGUGCAGAUGCACACAGUAUGAUGAUAGGGUGUUCAUGGGGAGCAUGACACCAGGAGUUCCGCUGACCUCCGGACGUCGCUACAUACAGCUAGCUUGACCAGAGAGGGUCCAGCGCAUAUGUGAGUCUCCGACUCCCAAAUCACGGUACAUAAAAAGAAGCCAAGGUCUCGUGGAUGUAUUGAUUUUAUCACGAAGAAGAUGACAGCGGCCCAAAAUAUUGGAUAAAGAAACACUUCUGGCUGUUCCACGCCACCAAUCCCAACUAUUACCAGUUUGGAAACUCUCGCCCCUUUUGAUUAGAUUCAUUUGCAGCAAUUUCUUGGAACUGUGGAAGUAGAAGACAAAAACAGUUUGAUUUGUGAGAGAAGGAGAAAAUGGUGAAAGAAGAAAUGAAGUGUAGCGUGUAGCAGAGACAGAGGAGAUAACAGGGCACGUGAGGCCGCCCCUCACAAUUAAUAUCCUUUUUUUUUUUUUUCCUUUUCAUUUUUUCUGGGUUUCUGAAAA